AUGCAAGCGGUAGAGUUCAUAUCUCCGGGAAAUCUUUGCGAUACUGACAGGGAAUCCAGUAAAAAACUGCGAUGUUCCGGGACGUUGCCGUGUUCACUUUGCCUUCGGUCGGGUGCUGACUGCGAGUACAAUGCGGAGUACACCAGAGGCAAGAAGACCGACAUUCCUCUGCUUGACCAGCGAGAGUUAGUUUCUCCAAAGUCUCCGUCCACCGCGAGAGGUCAGUCUCUACCAAAUGCCAAUCUACGAGCAUUGGACUCGGGGCAGCCUCUGUCGGAGCGAUCGGUCUUCUCCACCGACGAGCAUUCCCUCCCCGCAUCUGCAUCGCCAGUACAGAUCCAAGUCAGGACUACGGAUCACGAAGGGCCAUCAUUCAGUCUAGAUUUAGGCUCGACACAAGAAAUAUCCAAUUCACGACUACCAAACCCUCACCUAGCUGCCUUGCAAGGAGAAGAACAUGGAGCGGUGUCCUCUCGCACCUCCCCCGAGAGAGAUCAAACAGAUCUCGAAGGGCACUAUGUGGGCCCGUCGUCGGGAGUUUCAUUCUUGCUUCGAGUUCAGAAACGAAUCCACGAGAAUGUCACUGUUUUCUCAAAUGGGCCAAUCUUCAAUUUCGGCGAUGCACCCUUACCCAGACACGAUCCGCAUUUCUUAGUCCUUCCACCAAAAGACGAAGCAAAGGUCCUGGUGCGACGGUAUUUCGAUUUUGCCUUUCCGACCCAUCGCUUUCUGCAUCAGUCUACGGUUGAAGGAUGGCUCGAGUCAUUCUACUCGGAUGUACAUGACCCAGAAAAUACGAUGAGCCAAGCAAUCAAGGCUUUGUUGUUAAUGGUAAUGGCCCAGGGGAAGCAAUACCUUGCUGAACAGGAUUCAAGCGUUGCCCAGUCUGUGAAGAGUAAUGUUUACUUUGCCGCCUCGGAAAAUCAUUUACUGUCAGAAACAGGCUCAGUAAGCCUUGCGAGCAUCCAAGCCCGUCUUGCCCAAUGUUUCUAUCUACUCUCGGAAUCCAGAGUGAAUCAUUGCUGGAGCCUGUUUGGUACAACUGGUCGCCUUGCGCUUGCGAUUGGUCUGCACAGACGCUGGCGACGAGAGGCCAUAAACGAUCAUGUCGAAAGCGAGUGUCGGAAACGGGUCUUCUGGUGUGCUUAUAGCUUGGAUAUCUAUCUCAGUGCUGCUUUGGGCCGACCGAAAAUAUUUCAUGAUGAAGAUAUUGAUCAGCACCUUCCGACGUGCGCGAGUGAUAGUCAAAUCACAAGAAGCGCAAUACUACCGAAUCUUUCCCAUGGCCAAAAUAUCAUGUUAGCGCCUGUGUUCCACGCAAAGUUGGUUCGAGUGAUAAGUGGAAUCUUGAAAGACCUCUACGGACUUCAACAGAAAAAUGUUGAAGCGCAGACAGUGAUUGCACAAAAAUAUGGCGCUGAGCUCGCGGAUUGGCGCAGUGGCAUUGGCCCGUUCCUGGAGACCCCAAACAUUGAACUUCUCCAGGCAACAUACCAGAGACAGUAUAAUGUUCUAAAUUUUGCUUUUGCGCAUGCAGAAAUUCUAUUAUACAGGCCGUUUCUACUUCGAAAUCUCGCGAGUCUAGGAAGGCGUUCUGGCCCGAAGCAUUCACAACUACAGCAAGACAUACAAGCCAACGUCGAGAGAUGCCUACAUGCAGCCUCGAGGAUUGUAGGGUUAUUCAAAGAGCUUUGCAGAUCGAAGAAGAUGUACAGAUUUUUCUGGUUCACACACUACUACGUUUUCUGUGCAAUUGUCAUCUUGUAUGUUUACGUGAUACAGAGCCGCGCAUCCCCAGAAAAAGGUCUCCUACAAUAUCUACAGACAGGGGAGGAGGCCCAAAGUGAGCUUGCGAAAUGUGGAGCACAAGCAUCCUUCCCUCAGCGAUAUGUGGUUGUUCUUGAAGAGCUCCGAAAAGAAGCAAUGAGGCUCAUGGAGCAGUCUUCAGCAAGGACGGAAAAUAGAGACAGUGCACAAGAGUAUCAUGGCGAAGCUGGAAAACCUGACACCGAGACCGCAUUUUCUCACCCUGCGGUCCAUGAUCCCAGCACUCACAGUGAUACGUUCAAUAAUGAGCUGGGAGACCCUUCGUCAGCGGGCUGGAUUACAAAUUUUGCCCAAGAUCAUAGUCCGGCAUCCUAUCUUGCAGAUAUGACGGGAUGGGGUGAAUUUGAUUCGCUAGUUCUGACAGGUUUAGGGGAGUUGAGCCAUAUUUUCCCAGACAACGAUGAUCAAUAUUAA
This is a messenger RNA of Penicillium salamii, 2241 nucleotides long. NCBI's taxonomy places the organism in Eukaryota, Fungi, Ascomycota, Eurotiomycetes, Eurotiales, Aspergillaceae. The record is from the annotation of a GenBank genome assembly.